Messenger RNA from Ustilago hordei, 1758 nucleotides. RefSeq names its product putative PBS2 - tyrosine protein kinase of the MAP kinase kinase family. The record is from RefSeq and is a predicted model, not a curated record. Gene Ontology annotation, biological process: protein phosphorylation; MAPK cascade; cellular hyperosmotic response. Lineage: Eukaryota; Fungi; Basidiomycota; Ustilaginomycetes; Ustilaginales; Ustilaginaceae. Gene Ontology annotation, molecular function: ATP binding; MAP kinase kinase activity. The transcript has a single exon. The coding region runs from base 1 to 1758 and encodes 585 amino acids.
AUGACUGACUCCGUCUCUUCAGGGGAGAUGGAACGUCUUACGGCUCAGGUGAGUCUCAAGGACGCUCCACAGAGUGCCACCGGUGGCCCUCCUUCGCGCGCUUCGCCCUCAUCCGCUGCUCCGCCAUCACUUCGACCUUCACCAGGUACUGGUGGUCCAUCAGCAGUGAGACCAGCAAAUACAGCGGUAGGCGCAGCUGAACGGGCACGACAGAUGGCAGGAGCACGCCUACCUCCCAGCUUACAAGCAAAACUCGCUGCCAACGCAAACCGCUCGACAAUGUCUGGCAGUCCCAAUCCUGGCGUUCUCGGUCAUGAUCAGCGUAUCGACAGCAGUGCAAGUGCUUCUCUCUUUGUCUCGGCAUCUAGUCGUCCAGGCACAUUGCCAGGAACAGGUAUGGGUGGACUCGCAGCUCGUCGAGGCGUUCCUGGCGCAAUGGGCAGUUCGCCGGCAGCUGGAGGUCCACCAGGAGUAGCACCCGGCGGAGGCAUGGGCGCAAGGCGUAAUCGACCAGGUCUCAAACUCAGCGACAUGGGUGUUGGGCCCGGAGACGGUGUCGAGGCAGGCACUGCUCCACGACCAGGCAUGGGUGCUGGCGCUGGCCGCAGAGCACCACCACCAGGGCGUCUCCCCGAUAGCAAUGGCUCUAGCAAGUCCAACGAAGGAGGAGAAGGUCAAAAUGACGCUAUGUCGACCCCCUUCAGCAACUUCUCCAAGAUCGUCGAUCCCUCGGGUCGACUCAACUUCAGCGGUAAAGCUGUUCUGCAUGCAUCAGGUGUCGAAUUUGGAAAUGGAACAUCAUUCAAGAUCAACAUGGCCGAGUUGGAACUUAUGGACGAGCUAGGAAAAGGUAAUUACGGAACUGUUCGCAAAGUCAAACACACCAAAACCCACGUCGAGAUGGCCAUGAAGGAGAUCAGGCUGGAAUUGGACGAGUCCAAGCUCAAUGCUAUCAUCAUGGAGCUUGACAUCUUGCAUCGAGCAACAGCACCACAGAUCGUCGAGUUCUACGGCGCCUUCUUCAUUGAGUCGUGCGUCUACUACUGCAUGGAGUACAUGAAUGCCGGAAGUCUCGACAAACUCUACGGAGACCGCGGUAGCGUACCCGAAGACGUUCUGGCAAGGAUCACAGGCAGCAUGGUUCGCGGUCUCAGCUUCCUCAAAGACCAACUUCAGAUCAUGCAUCGAGAUGUCAAGCCCACCAACGUCCUCAUCAAUUGCAAGGGUCAAGUCAAGCUCUGUGAUUUCGGAGUUUCUGGACAAUUAGAGAAAUCGCUCGCAAAGACCAACAUUGGCUGUCAAUCCUACAUGGCUCCCGAACGCAUCAAGGGCGAAUCGCAAAACAUGCUCCGAACCUACACAGUAGCUUCCGAUGUGUGGUCGCUUGGGCUCUCAAUGGUCGAGACUACACUUGGAACCUACCCCUACCCGCCAGAGACAUAUUCCAACGUCUUUGCCCAACUACAGGCUAUUGUACAUGGCGAUCCACCCGAGUUGCCUUAUGAGCUCUACUCCGAAACAGCACGAGACUUUGUAGCCAAAUGUCUGGUAAAGAUCCCGUCGAGAAGGCCGACGUACGCACAACUGCUGCAGCACGACUUUCUCAAACAGGACGAUGCAAAGGGCGAGCAGGGCGUCGAUAUGGUCGGCUGGGUCGAGAGGGCGAUUGAAGCUAGGACGAGGAAGAAGGAACAAGCCAAUGCAAAUGCAAAUGGAACAAGUCCACCAGCUGCCUCUUCGGCAACGCAGAAUGCAUGA